Molecule: messenger RNA, 3224 nt
Organism: Salvia splendens (bonfire salvia)
Lineage: Eukaryota; Viridiplantae; Streptophyta; Magnoliopsida; Lamiales; Lamiaceae
Product: putative late blight resistance protein homolog R1A-10
Exons: 3
Coding region: 767-2926 (719 amino acids)
Biological process (GO): defense response to other organism
Molecular function (GO): ADP binding
Source: RefSeq, a predicted model, not a curated record
CUUGGCCAAAGAGGUUAAAUCCCUCAGAGACGACAGAGUGCAGCCCGUGCUCAACCUCAUCAGAGACAAUUUCGCCGCCCUCGCCUCCGCCCCUCCCCCCGCCCCCGAUCAACACCAAUCCAGGCAUAAAAAGGUUAUGGCUGGGCUAUUUAUGAUGUGGCAGGAGGAUUUUUAGUGCUGAUGAUGUGGCAGUGGCUAGGCUAUGGCUGGGCUAUUGCUGGGCUAUUCCUAUUGUGGAUGGCCUAAUGGGAUAUUGACAUCUAAUUUCUGGAUUUUUUUCAAAAAAUUGUUUUCUCCCACAAAUUUUAAACUUAGCAUAUAAUAUCAUUAAUUUAAAUAGUUGUUCGAAUGUUUUCAACAGCGAAAAAAUCCAGUACAUUUCAUUUGUUAUUAUAAAAUAUGAUUACCACUUAAAAAUACUAAUAGUUAUGUGAUUUCAAAGUCUUUAGAAGUCUAUCCAUCUCAUUUAAUGUAGUAAGGUGGUAAAAAUACAACUACUAUUUAAAUUCGUGAUACUAUAGGAUUCAAAGUUUGUGGGAAAAUAAAUUUUUGAAAAGUUUCGUGAGAUUAGAGGUCAAUAUCCCUUUAUCAAUUAGAGAAACAAUAGAUGUUCAUUCAGAAAAUUUCUGACUCACAGCGCUUGUUUUAUACAGCAUGGCACUAAUGUCUAACGUAUCAAAAUUUAACUUUUGCUCAGGAUCAGUCCAUCAGACGAGAAAAAGUGGUGGGUUUCAAAGACGAGGAAGCAACGCUAUUAGGUUAUCUCAUGGAUGAGAAGGAGAAGCUUGAUGUCAUCUCCAUCAUCGGUAUGCCUGGCUUGGGGAAGACAACUCUGGCGUGGAAGAUUUUUGAGAAUGAACAGAUCUGUUUUGAGUUCCCAAUACGCAUUUGGGUUUAUGUUUCUCAAAGGUUCAACAGUCGGGAUGUGUUUCUCAACAUUCUGAGAAAAUUCACUAGCAACGACAUGUCUGGCCUUAGUGAUGAGGAGUUAGCCCAGUCAGUUCGUGUGUGCCUGUCCAAAGAGAAAUUCUUGUUGGUAAUGGAUGAUGUGUGGAGCCCUGAGGACUGGCAAGUCAUAAAAACUGUACUGCCUAGUAGCAAUAAAUUGAGUAAGGUCAUGAUCACGAGUCGUCUGAAAACUGUUGGUGAACGUGCUAAAGUUGGCCACUUCACGGAGCCCCACAAUCUGCGUUUCUUCAAACUGGAGGAAAGUUGGGAACUGCUCCAAUUGGAGGUAUUUGGGAACGAAGAAGGUUGCUACACUGACCAGUACAGGGAGUUGGUAGACAUUGGAAUGAAAAUAGCUGCCCAGUGUCAUGGAGUGCCUUUGACAGUUGUGGUGGUUGGAGGCAUUCUUGUAGAUUUAUUUGUCAAAACACAUGUAUCCCAUCUUCUGAAAAAGUUUUGGGAUGAUGUGUCUGAUAAUGUGAGCAAGUUUGCGCAGAAUAACGAGGAGAAGCGCAUAUCAGAAGCUGUUGAGUUGAGCUACAAAACAUUGCCCGAUCACUUAAGAGAAUGCUUUCUCUAUAUGGCUGUGUUUCCUGAAGAACACGUGAUCCCAGCUUGGAUGCUGACACGCAUGUGGAUUGCAGAAGGAUUCGUACUGCCUAAACAAGGAAGUUUGGAGGAAGCUGCAGAGCAAAAUUUAAGUGAUCUUGUCGGUAGGAACUUACUCAUGCUUGAUCAUAAAAACCUAAUGGGUGAAAUAAAAACAUGUCGUGUCCAUGAUAUGAUUCGUGAAUUUUGCAAAAACAUAGCUGUGGAGCAGAAGUUAUUCCAAGAGAUAAGGAAAAAUAAGGGAGUAUUUGAACCUCCUGUUUCUGAGGUCCAGAAGUUCCACCGUCUUUGUUUCCAUUCCGAUCUCCCCACAUUCUUCUCUAAAAAACCAAAAGGUCCUCAUGUUCGUUCCUUCUUAUGUUUCUACAAGGAGCCUGUAAACUUGGAAGACAAAUACCUACCAUCAAUUCCAGAUGCCUUCGAGUUGCUCAGAGUUUUAGAGUCAAUAUCCAUCAGAUUCCGUCAAUUUCCUGCAAAGGUGACCAAAUUGAUUCAUUUGAGGUAUGUCACUCUAUAUAUUGAGGAAUUCUCUAUUCUUCCGGAGCCCCUCUCCCAGCUAUGGAACCUACAAACUCUUAUUGUGGAGACAAAGUCCCGUUCCAUUACCAUGAAGGCAAAUAUAUGGAAGAUGUAUCGUCUGAGGCAUCUCAAGUUGAAAGCAGCCAUAGUCUUGGACCCAAAAUGGAAUGGUGAAGGUGGCGAAAACCUCCAAACACUCAGCAGAUUGGCACCCGAAUCUUACACAACAAAGGUUUCUGAAAGGGCCUGCAAUCUCAUUGAAUUGGGAAUUCGUGGUAAACUAGCCACUCUUUUUAGUGACAUGUCCAUGGAAAACUUGGGUUUUCUUGAAAAGCUGAAGCUGAUGAAUGAUGUACCUACUGACUCUGAACCUCUCCCUCGCCUCCCUCAGUCAAGUUCCUUCCCUCCAAAUCUCAAAAGGUUGACAUUGUCGAAAACAUUCCUUGAUUGGAAGCAUAUGUCCACAUUAGCUGAGAUCCAAAGCUUGGAGGUCUUGAAGCUGAAAGAGAAUGCAUUCACUGGAACCUCCUGGAAUGCUGCUGCUAGCGUUUUCGAAAAUCUGCUAGUCUUGGUCAUCAUAGAUGCAGAUAUAGUUUUGUGGGUGGUUUCAACUGACAGUUUUCCUCGUCUUAGCUCUGUUGUCCUUAAGAACUGUGACAAACUAGAACAUAUUCCAGUUGAGUUAGGCCAGAAGUUGAAGUUUAUGGAGAUUGAGCGCAUUCACAGAUCAGCAGUUGAAUCAGCCAAGAGGAUCGAGGAGGUAAAAAGGGAGGAGGAAGAGCGGAGACCCAAAGAGCGGGUUCAGUUCAAGCUCCAAAUCGGCCCUGGAUGUGGGAGGGGACCUAACUGAUUAAGAGAAAUACCAUCCAUCUUUACUAGAUUAAAGUUCAACGGAGACGCUCAAUUUCUUUCGGCGGUUGCAGACCGAUGUGUUGUUUGUUAGUUCACUGAUGCAAUUUGACAUGGUUUGAGGUUAUGUUUGUUUUUUACAAUGUUUGUUGUAUUCUCUACUUUUGAUAUUGUCUGAUCUGGAACUCUAGUUCGGAACUUAAUGUGAGUUAUGUUGUGAGCUUCGUCUCACACCAAUAAAUUAAACAACUUUUGGUGUAAGCUAUUUAUAAAAAUUGAGGAAUGUGAUGCUUUCUUAA